Messenger RNA from Linum tenue, 3222 nucleotides. The record is from the annotation of a GenBank genome assembly. Lineage: Eukaryota; Viridiplantae; Streptophyta; Magnoliopsida; Malpighiales; Linaceae.
CUGUCCCUCUCCCUACGAUGUCAGCGGCGGCCGGCGGUUCUAAAGCCGCCGCCGCCGCCGCCGCCGCCGCUGACCCAUCCCUCUUGGCUCGCCCGAUUCAGCUGUUUUUUUGCCACUGGCGAUCCCUUGUGUCUGCUUCUUGCUGCUGCCGGUGCUGCUGAUCCGGCUGAUCGUGGAAUUCGAUCUCCGGACUGCGGACUAAACCCAGUCUCAGAGUUUCACGAAUGGACAGCUCUUCUUCUCUGCUUGGGCUGCUUGUGCUUUGGCCAUGUGACUUCUAGUGAAGGCUGUGGUCAAGAUGAAAGAGACGCCCUAUUGAAGUUCAAGGCUGAUCUUGAAGACCCUUCAAGCUCUCUGUCAUCUUGGGUUGUCCAAAGGGAUUGUUGUUUGUGGUCUGGUGUUGUCUGUGAUAAUGUUACUGGCCAUGUCACUGAGCUCCAUCUCGGAUGGGAGUCUUCCUGGGACGGUUCUGUGUUUAGUGGUAAGCUAAAUUCUCAAUUGCUUCAGUUGAAGUAUCUCAGUUAUUUGGACCUGUCAAACAAUCAUUUUCAAGGGAUUCCUAUUCCAAGUUUUCUUGGCUCUAUGAGUAGUUUAAACCAUCUUUACCUUGAUGGAGCUGGAUUUGGCGGAGUCAUUCCCCAUCAACUGGGAAACCUCACAAAUCUGCAACAACUUGGUCUGCAGGCUGCUAGAGGUUAUGUGCUAUAUGGUGAUAGUUUGAGGUGGCUUUCUGGUAUGUCUUCACUAAGAUACCUUGAUUUGAGUGAUGUCGAUCUUAGCAAUGCUUCUGACUGGUUGAACAUGAUAAACAAACUCCCAAGUCUUUCAGCAUUGUAUCUAUCAAGAUGUCGUAUCCGUCAUAUCCCGCCCCUCAAGAAUUUGAACAUGUCUUCGUUGUCUGUUCUUAGUUUGCAUUACAAUCAAUUUGCUCAAACUUCAGUUCCUAGUUGGGUUUUUCAUCUUCGGAGCCUUACUUACUUGAAUCUAGGAGUCAACGCUUUUGAUGGUCCAAUUCCUGACCAACUUCAAAACCUUACUUCACUGAGGACACUUUCCUUGCCCUCAAAUCGGUUCAGUCAUUCAAUACCAAACUGGUUAUAUAGAUUAAGUCAUCUUGAGACACUCAAUCUAUAUGGUAAUCAGUUGGAUGGUAAAGUCUCAACUGCUGGGAUUGGAAACUUGUCUUCUCUUGUUUACCUUGACCUGUCAAUCAAUCGUCGCCUUGAAUUUGAGAGGGGAAUUCCAGAGUCAUUCAAAAGCUUCUGCCAUUUGAGGUCACUUUCUCUGCAUAAUGUAAUACUGAAUCAAAAUGUAUCAGAGUUGCUUGAAAUCAUUGCAGAAUGUGCUUCUGAUACUUUACAGGUAUUGUUGUUGUCUAGUUGCCAACUGUCUGGUCAGUUGACUGAUCAGAUUGGGGUUUUCAAGAGUCUUAACCGUCUCAGCCUCGCAAAUAAUUCCAUUUCUGGUUCACUUCCAAUGUCAUUUGGAGAAAUGACAUCCUUAUACCAUGUAAACCUUGCAAGAAACAAGAUUAGUGGGACAAUUCCAACAAGUUUUGGCGCAUUGGCACAGCUGGAGUACCUGGAUAUCUCUCAGAACAAAUUGCAGGGCGUCAUUUACUCUGAAAUUCAUUUUGCCAAUCUCAGAAGGCUGGCUUGCUUUAUAGUUUCUGGAAAUAAGGUGGUGUUGAAAGCUAAACCAGAUUGGGUUCCUUCCAAGCUCCUCGAAAGAUUAGACCUAGAAUCCUGUUAUGUUGGACCUGGAUUCCCCCAUUGGUUGCAGAGUUUGCAGCAUCUCAAGUCUCUUGAUCUAUCUAACUCUGGAAUUUCAGAACCCAUCCCUGACUGGUUCUGGAGCAUGUCGUCUCAGUUCUACUAUAUGAAUUUGUCUCACAACCAAAUCCCAGGAAGGCUUCCACAUGUCAUCGCUGUUGUAAACAAUUUAUCAAUGUUUGAUUUCAGCUCCAAUUUCUUGGAAGGUCCACUGCCUACUAUUUCAUCCUACUUGACAUUUCUGGACCUUUCCAACAAUCUGCUUUCUGGGAACUUGUUCAAGUUCUUGUGUUUCAACCCCAGCGAGAAGAGGGCUACAGAAUUUCUGAGCCUGUACGGUAAUAGAUUGACUGGCGAAAUACCAGAUUGUUGGAAGACUUGGCAGAGCUUGUCGACUAUAAGGCUGGACAGAAACAAGCUCAGUGGCAAGAUCCCUAGGUCCCUCGGGUAUUUAAGUUCCCUCAAGUCCUUGCGCCUCCAGAACAAUAGGUUGUCUGGUGAAAUUCCACCAUCCGUCCAGAACUGCUCCAGGUUAGUCACAGUUGACUUGGGUUAUAAUGGAUUGGAAGGGAAGAUUCCAGAAUGGAUUGGACAAAGCUUUUCUAGAUUGUCCAUUCUUAAUUUGGGCAGGAAUAAGUUUCAUGGCAGCAUACCUAAGGAGAUUUGCAACCUACAAUCGUUACAGAUCUUAGAUCUUUCUCACAACUCUCUUUCUGGUACCUUGCCAAAAUGUAUUGCUAAUCUCAGUGCCAUGGCUACUCCUAACAAUGAUACUUCAGGUCUCAUUUCCCUCUUUGCUGGUGCGAGUAAAUUGUUUUCGGAUACUCAGAUUCUGACGAGGAAAGGCCAGUUGUUCAAUUACAGCACCAUACUGAACUAUGUCAGAAGUUUGGACCUUUCCUGGAAUAACUUGUCAGGACAGAUCCCCAACCAGAUCACAAGCCUGGCAGCCCUUCAAUAUCUCAACUUGUCACAUAAUGCCUUGUCUGGAGCAAUACCAGAGGAUCUAACCGCAAUGCUCUCUCUUGAAUCCUUGGAUCUCUCGAUGAACCAGCUGGCCGGAUCAAUUCCUUCAAGCCUGGGAAGCCUCACAUUCUUGAAUUUCUUGAACUUGUCGCACAACAACUUGGGUGGGAUAAUUCCUUCAAGCACUCAACUGCAGAGCUUUGAUUCAUGGAGCUUCAUCGGCAAUCGAGAACUUUGUGGGCCUCCAUUGAAGGUGGACUGCAGCAGCAACAACAGAGUGCCUGGUUUAAUGGGUGAAGAAGAAAAUGAUGAAGAGUAUGCAUUGCAUUGGUUCUCUGGCAGCGUUGUUCUGGGUUUCGUGGGCGGUUUCUGGGGUGUGGUUGCGUGGUUUGUAUUGCUCCAACGGUUGUCAAACCCAGGCUCUGGGUUGGAAGAUCACAUUGGUCAAAACCUGUUGAUCUUGUUAAUGAGAUUGCUGAAGUAG